CUGUUCAUUCGCCGUUUUGAUCUGCGCGCCCCCCUCUUUUACCUGCCCAGCUUGUUUUCGCGCAGAUUCCAGCCUAUUCGCGCUUUUGUUUACUUUUUAAGCCAGUUUACCAGCCACACGUUUAAAUUGUAUCAGAUCAAACCAGCGGUGACCGCAGAAAACUCAAAAGUUAACACUUUUUUCUGUUCCUGUAAUCUAUAAUUAGGUUGAGGACCCCUCCCUCCUCUUUCCGGGUUGUUUCUGAGAUCGCUGCGUCUUCAUCUUCUUCGACACACACGCACACACACUACUUGAUCCCCACUUGUGCUUCUCCGAGUUUCCCUUUUUUAUCGGAUAACAAUGUGGAACAUCUCAUGUUUGGACUAUAAUUGCGCAUGGACUUCACUUUGACAGCAUCGGUGCGUAAAAAGCGGCGCGUCCGCCCGGGAGCAUAGAUGUCGGCUCUUCUUAUUUCCUCUGACAUCGGAUGACUGAUGAAAAGCUGCACUAAGUGUUUGGCAAAUCGGCGUCAGCGAAUGGAGCAAGAAUGACUAGAAGAUGUUCAUUACGGAGACUAAUACAAAAGCAGUUUGUUCCUUCACUGCUGUUACUGCUGACGUUAACCGCGCUCCUGCUGGUCAGCGUCAAGUACAACUACGUCAUUGAAUCUGCAAGUACCUCCAAGGUCUCAGGGAAUCAGCUAUCUCACAAGUAUGAUAUUAACUGCUCAGCGAUAUAUGACAUGGACCCACUGGAAGUGGGUAAAACCCUCAUCAUUAGAAAGACAAAAGGAGUGGAGUUGAAAAAAGGAGUGGAGUUGAAGGAUAAGUCAGUGAUUAACCUCACAGAGAACUGCGCCUCGUUCACCAGGAGCAGAGGUUACAAUAAAGUGUGCACUUCUGAGGAGGAGAGAGAUUUUCCUAUUGCUUAUUCUUUGGUUGUACAUAAAUAUGCCUCAAUGGUUGAGAGACUCCUCAGAGCUGUGUAUUCACCCAGUAACAUCUACUGUAUCCACUAUGACCAGAAGUCAUCGGCUGAGUUCAUAGCAGCAAUGGAGGGUUUGGCCCGGUGCCUGCCGAAUGUCUUCAUCGCCAGCAAGCGUGAGUCUGUCUACUAUGCGAGCAUCAGCCGCCUGAAAGCUGAUCUCAAUUGUCUGUCUGACCUCUUGGGGUCAGAGGUCAAGUGGAAAUACGUCAUCAACCUGUGUGGCCAGGAUUUCCCCCUCAAGUCCAACAUGGAGCUGGUGUCAGAGCUGAAGAAGUUAAACGGCUCCAACAUGUUAGAAACGAGCCGACCAUCUCAGCUCAAGAAGCAGAGGUUCUCCUUCCACUACGAGCUAAAAGACGCUAGUUUCGAGUAUCAAAAGCUGCCGGUGAAAACGGACAAGGCAAAAACACUGCCGCCACACGGCAUAGAGAUGUUCAUUGGCAAUGCAUACUUUGUGCUGUCACGGCAGUUUGUUCUGCACCUGGACUCUUCUGCUGAAGCAAAGGAUUUCUUGGCCUGGUCGGAGGACACCUACUCCCCAGAUGAACACUUCUGGGCCACACUUGUGCGAGUGCCAGGGGUCCCCGGAGCGGUGCCCAGAUCUCAACCUGACAUCACAGACCUGAUGAGUAAGACCAGGCUGGUGAAGUGGGAAUACUUGGAGGGGGGCAUUUACCCACAGUGCACAGGGGAACACGUUCGCAGUGUUUGUAUUUUUGGAGCGGCAGAAUUGCGUUGGUUACUCAACUAUGGUCACUGGUUUGCCAAUAAGUUUGAUCCUAAAGUGGAUCCCGUUCUCAUUCAGUGCCUUGAGGAGAAACUGGAGGAAGCACAGAAGAUUUAUCAUUUGGGGCAUGCCCUGAGUUGUCUCAAGGGCUAGCUCAAAGCUACACUACACUGGAAAGGUCUUGAUUGACACAGAAUCCUUUGGUGAAAAACCAGGAAUUAUUCUUGCACUUGAUAGGCUUGAUAGUGAAAUUUACUGAUUUUCACUUUCCGAUUGUCUUUGAAUAUGUAGUAGGUUUGAUAAAGCAGGGCAGUCAUUAACGGUGUAAUAUGGGCAAUCCUAUAUUAGGCUAUUAUACAGGUAUCUGAUAUUGUGCAUUUUUAUGCUUUAAUAUUAAAAACAAAUUACCUCCUGUUUGGAACACUGAAUGAGCUCCUGUCUUUUUAAAACCAGCCUCCUCAAAUGUCUCUCUCACUCGUCAUCUGUUUGGUCGAAAACUGUGGCGGGUGAGGCGCGUGAUACCAAAUCAGCCACUAGGCAACUUUGUUAAAGGAUGAAAAACAAGAAUGGGAGCUCCACUUUCUACCAGAAACCGGGGACUGCCACCCUACAGAGCACUUUGCCCUUACUUGAUACCCCAACCCUUAGAGACCCCCAGAGAGUUUUCCUCAAAGUUUUGAUUGUGCACCAAGCUGACCACUUUGAGUGAGCAUUAAAACACAAAUUGGCUUCCAACAAGUUGUCUUGAGGUCUGUUUGGGGCUGACAUCAUAGUGGGGGUCUCUUACACAUCCAAACCCAAAUCGGACAAUCUUACUUGACUCUCCAUUUUUCUGAAGACUUGAAUCCUACCUUUCUGGUCCUUCCCCACCAACAGCUCCCCUAACUUGAAGACUCAGAACCCAUGUGUGGAUCCAGUGGCCCUAACGUGUUUGUUUGACCAGCCUCUUAAAUGCUUGGAUUUAGAUUGCCCCCCACCCCCCUGUAUUCAGAUAUAAUGUCCAGGGGCCAAUGCCAACAGAUGCAGAAGAAACUGCCUGCAGAUGCCGUUACAUUGGUAUACUACCAGUCAGAGAAAUUAAACAUGAUGUAGGGAGGGCGACAACCAAAACAGUAUUAACAAAUGACAUUAAAAAAAUGUCUUUAGGGGUGUAGGAACGCUGAUAAAUGACUAUUGAUGGUUUUUCAGUAAAAACUUGUGCAGGUGACCCCUGCAGUUCUGUAACCAUCUUUGCUGUUUUGAGUAAUAGCUCUAGUAGCUUCCUGCAUGAGUCAUUGCAUAAAGCCCUGGCUAGAUUGGUUUGGUACUUCUUGAGCCAAAUCCAGAUAUCUAUUACAUGAGAUGUACCUCACAAAAUCAAAAUAAUUUUUGUGAGAAUGGCCAUGGCAGGUCAGGAUGUUCACUUGUAGCUGGAACCAACAGCUGGGGCUUCAGUCAAACCAGCAUCUUUAUUCUCAUCCCCCUCCUCCUCAGUCAUCACAGUUAUUCAAUUUAGUUGGUUCAUUUUAUUCCUGUCAUAGUAAAUUUAUAAUUUACUCACUGGACUGUUGGGGGGAGAGUCAUCACGACAGACUCCCAUUUCCUAACCACAUGAGAGCAGUUACGAUUAGUCAUGUGUUUCCAGUUUAAAGUGGAGCUCCACUUCUUCACAACCUGCAGCCCAGCUCUCGAGAGAAAACCCCAAACUAAAAAUGAGUAUUUUCAGAGGUUUCAGGAGUUGUGUCUUCAGUGGAAAUCGAUGGCUUCAUGUGGUGGGGACUUUGUAAUCUACAAAUUUUGCACAAAAAUCUUUGAAACACACUGGUGGAACAGAAAGUUAAAAGGUAUGAUGUCAUUAAUGAGCAAACUAGUUUGUACAGUUUUGUUGUGCCUUGUAAAUCAAUUUUAAAUUAUUAAUUAAGAAAAUGAUUGUCAAACUGAUUAAAACAUGGGUGAAAACUGGUUAAAAGCUUAUGUCUUUUUUCUCAUCCUUGUCACUUAUUAAUAACUCUUUUCUUAAAGGUUGGGUGGAUCUUUUUCUGUACCGUUGUUUAACAAUAUCACCUGAACUUUCUCUUUAAACACAGAGCGCAAA
Cololabis saira (Pacific saury) is the source of this 3767-nucleotide messenger RNA. Its product is annotated as beta-1,3-galactosyl-O-glycosyl-glycoprotein beta-1,6-N-acetylglucosaminyltransferase 4-like. Gene Ontology annotation, molecular function: acetylglucosaminyltransferase activity. Bases 527 to 1846 code for a protein of 439 amino acids. Gene Ontology annotation, cellular component: membrane. Lineage: Eukaryota; Metazoa; Chordata; Actinopteri; Beloniformes; Belonidae. The transcript has 3 exons. The record is from RefSeq and is a predicted model, not a curated record.